This is a messenger RNA of Fukomys damarensis (Damara mole-rat), 1088 nucleotides long. It is a transcript of the gene Tmem150b, whose product is annotated as transmembrane protein 150B. The transcript has 7 exons. The record is from RefSeq and is a predicted model, not a curated record. The coding region runs from base 76 to 1005 and encodes 309 amino acids. Lineage: Eukaryota; Metazoa; Chordata; Mammalia; Rodentia; Bathyergidae.
CACCAUUGCUCCUGCUGCUUGGACUUUGACAGCCACCUGCCUGCGUGACGGCCGCACCCAGCAAACCUUCCAGCCAUGCUGGCACUCAGACCUGACCCUAGGAAGGAAGAGACUGGAGGCCCAGAGACUGCCCUGGCCCCUGUGCUUCCCCUCAGGCCCAGCAUGUGGAGCUACCUAUCCUUUCUGCCCAUCUUCCUGGCACUUUGGGCUAACGCUGGCGUCUGGAUUGUUUUUGCAGUUGCUGUCGUCAACGGGUCUGUGAACCUCACCCAUGGCUUCCCUUACAUCAGUAUCUGUGGCUCCUACCCUCCUCAGAGCUGCAUCUUCAGCCAGGUUCUCAAUGUGGGGGCUGCUGCGGCUGCCUGGAUCUGCAUUGUGCGUUAUUACCAGCUCCGGGACUGGGGCGUCAGAACAUGGCUUAACAAGCUGACCCUGUGGUCUGGGCUCUUCUGUGCUCUAGGGACCUCGGUGGUUGGUAACUUUCAGGAAAAACACCAGAAGCCCACGCACCUGGUGGGGGCCUUCCUCGCCUUUGUGGUGGGCAACAUCUACUUCUGGCUGCAGCUCCUUCUGUCCUGGCGGGUGAAGAGCCUGCCCCAGCCCGGAGAGCCCUGGAUCCGGCCGCUGCGCCUGGGCCUGUGCACCUUGUGCAGCCUCCUCAUCGUGGCCAUGCUCGUCCUCCACAGUUGGCCCCUGCGCUCCGCCGCGGCCGCCUGUGAAUGGGCCCUGGCCAUGCUGCUCUUUGUGCUCUUCGGCCUCUUCGCCGUGGACUUUUCUGGCCUGGACGGCUGCACCCUGUGCCUGCGGCCAGCGCCAGGCCCCGUCCCCAGCCCCGGCCCCAGCCCCAGCCCGUCGCCCCGACACCCCCGCAGGUGCUCAGAACCGGCCUCGCUGGCGCCUGUUGAGGAAGCGGGCUGGAGCCGCCCGCGGGACCCCCAAGAAGAACCGUGGGGGCUCUCCAGCCCAAGGGACUGCGCUGCGGGUCCCUCCUGUCCCGCGGUCUAGGAGGCUGGAGCCGCUGCGACGCCCAUCCCGCCUCUGCAAGGCGGGGCGCCCAGGAAGAGAGAGGCGGAGGCCAGCUUCUGUCC